Giardia duodenalis is the source of this 2508-nucleotide messenger RNA. RefSeq lists its product as uncharacterized. The coding region runs from base 1 to 2508 and encodes 835 amino acids. The record is from RefSeq and is a predicted model, not a curated record. Lineage: Eukaryota; Fornicata; Diplomonadida; Hexamitidae. The transcript has a single exon.
AUGAUUGCUUCGGCCUUCCUCCUCCUUUUCUAUGCCAACACUCUUGCCCAGAAUAUCGGGCAAGAUUUUUCUAUCCUGGUAACUGCCAAUACUCCCACAGAUGUUUCGCUAACCUUUAAAGAGGCCCUUCCAAACCUUGUUCCUAUUCACAACAGCAUCAGCAUCGCAUCUACUGUCCCUGUAUCGGUUGUAAUUCUUAUGCUGGAUUCCAAUGACGAAAGCAUUUACACUAAGACUGUUGAAGGAACAGCGAUCUUUGAGUACAACAUUUAUCUGGAGCAGACAGGUGCAUACAAUCUUCGGCUGACCUCAAAUGUCACGACCACACUUAAGGUGCUUGUUGAGCCCUUGCAUCAGGAGUACCUUGGAGCAAUUAAUAUUAGAUCAAACGAGCGUGUAGUUUACAUCAAGGAGUUCUUGACGCUGGAGUCUGCAACCAUCCUCUUAACGCAUAUACCCUCGGGGGUGACUGUGCACUACACUGUCUGCAACGGGGCUCCAUCGAACCCUGUCCUGAGUCCCGGAGUGUGCAGCUCCUCUGCAAAGGUUGUUGCAAGUGACGGACAGGCGCUAUUCUUCUUCCACGCAAAGACCGUGUUUCCAAUCAGUGAACAGGUCGGCUCCAAUAUAUGGUUAUACACUUUCGAGUUUGAUUUACCCAACCCCCUGACGGAAGCUGCUGCAGGCUCCAUCACCUUCCUUAGUGUGAGAAAGCUAGACAGCGAUACUGUGACCAACAUCACAUACCCUCUGCAGCUCGAUGGUGAGUUCGUUUCCAUUUCAGCCUUCGACUCCAUCUCUGUUGUGUAUAAAAAUGAUGUUCUUGUCACCCCGCAGCUUCUCCUUGAAGUAUCUCUGCCAUCUGAGUUUGUUAUUACCAAUAUUUGUGUAAGCCAUAUCUCACCCUUUAACAACUGCGCGCCCGUGAAGACUGACUCUGCGUCUGUAAAGUUAUCCAUACCACUACCUGAUUUUAAGCCAAGUACCCUCUACUACUUAGCCGUCUUUUGUGUGCUGACAAGUGACCAGCGCGAAAGCACCGUGGGGAUCACCUCAGUGAAGCUAACAAUGGCUACAGAAAUAGAGCCAACGCCCAUUGACUCCACAUCUCCGGCUGCGUAUAAGAUGCUAUGGUAUGAUGACACCGUCUAUGAUAAGCUUUUCUCUCCUUCACGACAAAUUCACUUAAAACUCACAAUCCCGAACACAGGGCUUCUUUUCGAGGGAGCUGAUAUCUAUGUUGACUAUCAUCCUGCUACUCCCACAGAGAUAGACGCUGACGGCCUUUGUCGGUAUUCCACGAGGAUAACGUCUGCUGAUACUCAGACCAUUUACUACUAUGACAUUCUUCACAAUAUGCACAUGUAUAAGGCUAGACCGGGAACAUACUACAUUAUCCUACAUCCACACCUGAUGUGCCUGAAUACAGGGAAGAUGUCGGUUCUGGAAGCCACCGUCUUCAUCAAGAUGUUCUCGACUAAAACGACUUUCAAUCAAACGCAGUUAAUAGAACGACAUCAGCUCACAGUUGGGCUACUCUUUAGCCCUGCAGCCAGGCCCCUUGACCAAGUUGCAGACCCCUUGAAACUAAACUUGUCACCGUUCCUGAUACCAUUCUCGGCAAUAGCGGCAACAGAGGAGCUGACCCUAUUCUACAACAGAGAAUACGCAGAUGACAACACCAUUUGCUUCGAGCUGGCUCUGGGAUCCCAUGUCGAUUUGCUUAUCUCUGAAGUGACCAGGUACACUACCUUUGCUACCAACCAAUCUGUGUACAUUAAAAGCCUAAGCAUAAAACCCAACUGUUUCAGCGUCUCAAAGAGCGCCACUAACACGCUGAGUGAUAGUGCCCUGAGUACCGUUUUGAAACUCCAGAUACACUCCACUAAUACGCUAAGCACUACAGCGCCUAGCGCCACCCUCUUCUGUGUCUACUCCUUACCAGCUGUCAUUAAGGAAUAUAUAAUAAUGCCAGCUAAUCCUGCCUUUAGUGUCGUUUUCCCGGAUAAAUCCAAAAUGGUGAUGAGUUUUAGAGCCCUUUCGUCGCUUGUCUCUAACGUUAAAAUAAAAUACAGCAUAUUUAUCAUUCCAGUGGGAAGAGAAAAUAUCAAUCCGGUGCCAACAACCUUUUGUGGCGUUCUUACAGCCAUCACGCAUGCAUUAAAUCCGGCCUGGAGGCAGCCUAUUUUCAAUUUGACUAGCAGUGUUGAGAAGCAAGACUAUAUUAUUGCAAACAUUCCUCUUUCACAGUUCCCCAUAGGGACAAACCCCCUUACUCAGGAGUACAACGCCUUUGUAAUUGUAGAGGAUGUUCUGGCAGGGACAACCGGUCUUUAUAUCAGCAGCAGGAUCAAGUAUGCUAAGAUUAAGUUAACCAAACCAAUUGUCAUUCAGUUGGGUAUAUCCUGUUCUAUUAUUAUUCUCUCUGUGAUAGGAAUUAUUAUUACGGCCAUCUUUUGCGGGCGCAUGCUUAACGUGCAUUACAGACAAAAGCGCGUAUUAGUGUGA